UGCAUUUACUGGAAUGAGGAAGUAGACAAACCACCUCUUCAAACAUAACUCACAAGGAGGAAACACAACAGCUGCACAGAUCCUCCUCAACAGACAGCAUGAAGGUGUUUCAAGUUGCUCCUCUUCUCUUUCUGCUGAUUUACACCACCUCCAGUACCAGCAAGUGGCCAACACACACAGUCUGCAAGAAUGACAAUUUGGAAGUCAAGUACAAAAGCUGUGAUCCACGGCAAGAUAUUGCCUUUAGCUUCGAAAGUUGUACCAGUACUGCACCCCAAAAGACUAACAUUAGAAUCGGAACUGUUUUAAGGUAUCCCAUCAGGGAACUGUCUGCAGUUGUAAGUCUCGAUAUUAAUGGGAAGCAAGUCCCAGUUUAUUCCACUACAAUUUGUGAGCGGGAUCGCCCACGGUUUAGUUUCUGUGGAAAGAACAAAGGAGAAUUUAUCUACUAUGAAGGGCCUGCCUCUAUAGGAUUCGAUGAAAUCCCCCAGGGAGACUUUAAUGCAAAGGUGGAGCUAUUUAAUGAGGACCAUCACAUUAUUAUCUGCGCUGAUUUUAUUGUCAAGAGUCACAAUCAGGAAUUACUGUCUUAAUGCUGUCAAAAGGAAAAGAAUCUAAAAACAGCAUAAGUUAGAGAAACAAGGUUUAAACACUCUACAAUCUGCAAUCCUUAUCCAAUUAUGUAAAACAAUAGAAAAUAGAGAUUUGA
Messenger RNA from Anolis sagrei ordinatus, 709 nucleotides. It is a transcript of the gene LY86, whose product is annotated as lymphocyte antigen 86. The record is from RefSeq and is a predicted model, not a curated record. Gene Ontology annotation, biological process: positive regulation of lipopolysaccharide-mediated signaling pathway; innate immune response. NCBI's taxonomy places the organism in Eukaryota, Metazoa, Chordata, Lepidosauria, Squamata, Anolidae.